AUGGAGAAAACUGGUUGGGAGGGAUGGAAUGAGAAACCUCUGGAGGAAUCAAGUCGGCGUGAAUUGAACUGGGAUGACUGGAGGAUGGAUUCAGACGAAGAUAUUGACUCACCAACAAGAAACAAGUGGAUCGAUGAUUCUGAAACCAAAAAAAAAACAAUCGAGCUUGGUGAACAACAAAUUUCUGGUGGAUUCAUUAUUGAUGCGGAUGCAGAUGAGAAUGAAGUGGCUCGUGAUGAUUCUGGAUCAUCCAAUAAGAGGGAAUCAAUUUCACUGGUGGAACGUGCAAAGAAAGACUUGCAGGAUGAUUUUUGGCAACCAUUCCAUGUUUCAGAACAUGACAAAAAUGAUAAGGAUAAAGUGGCUGCACUUUCAAAAGAGUUUGGAAGGAGGUCUGAGAUUUUAAGAAAAACUGCAGUUCUUUCAAGACACGAGAAGGAUAAGAAUGAUAUGAUUGAGAGAUGGAGGGAAGGUCCUCAAAGGACACCACUCAAUCGGGGAGGUGGGGGAACUGAUCCAGAACCCUACCUGUCAAGGCUCAAUCCACCUAAUAUGGAAAACCGUAAACGGAUGCAAUCUUUACCUCUUCGUGGAACAUUCAAUAAAAAGGAAUUCGGAAGUCUGAUGAAGGGUCCAAAGAGGAUGCAUGAAGAACUGAUCAAGAGUAGAAAGAGGCUAAUUGAUAAAGCGGUGCGAUCAGGUGGAGUUUUUACAUCAAGGCAGUUUGGUGAACCUCUUCAAACCCUUUCAAAAAAAGUGGGGGAGACUUCAAAGCGUACAUGCCUGGAUAAAGAGGAUACAAGUCACGGCUGGGGUUGGAACACAUCUAAAUCAACUUUUGGCUUUGAAACAAUCCAAAGGGAGAAAAACGAUGCUGAAGACCAAAAUAAAUUCAGCAUUGGAUAUUCUAGCCAUGAAAUUUCUUCAAGAAAACUAGCUCGAAUUCGUUCUGGUCCACACCCGCUCUCAAAAGAGAUACUUGAAUCUAAUCCCAACCCAUCUUCAGACUCCCCAAUUCCACAACGCUCCACAAGAACCUUUGCUUCCGACUUAGGCCCAAAAGAUCAUUUGGAUCCCAAGCCACUUCCCUCAGGAAAUCAGGAACCACCAGCUUGGCGUUCGGUACCCUUCCCAACUCCACAAACCAAGACUUCUUUCCAACCACAACCACCGCCAAAAGCAUCUUUUCCACAAAACCCAACUAAAGAUUCUUCAAACUCAACACAAAUUGCUGGAGGAUCUGGAGGCCAAGGAGGUGGAGGUGGAGGCAGAGACAGAGGCACAGACAGACGUGGAGCUGGAGGCGGAGGCGGAGGUGGAGGCGAAGGCGGAGGUGGAGGUGGAGGCGAAGGCGGAGGUGGAGGCGAAGGCGGAGGUGGAGGCGAAGGCGGAGGUGGAGGCGAAGGCGGAGGCGGAGGUGGAGGUGGAGGUGGAGGUGGAGGUGGGGGUGGAGAUGGAGGUGGAGGUGGAGGUGGAGGUCGAGGUCGAGGUCGAGGUCGAGGUCGAGGAGAUGAAGAUGAAUCUGAUUCUGAACCAGAGGACUACGCAGCAGAUUCACAAGCCCGAAGAAACACAGGAAUUAGGAAGAAGGAAUCUGCCUUUGCAAAAAGGACAACCAAGAAGGAAAGGAUGAAAGAACUAAAUGGUUCUCUGCCUGAGGGAUCGGACACCAUGAAGAAUAUUGUCCACAGGCACGCACAAUUACUCCUUGGCCUUAUUGGAACUGAUCUCAAGAGUCUUCCUUCUGCUCCAACUUCGGAGGAGCGAGACCUUGCAGUUCAGAGGGGGAAAAGUCAGGCCUACGAUCAACCACCUCCAACUGCUCCAUCCAGUCAAAGCACCCACACUCAUGCAUAUAAGAGCUGGAUUCAAACACAGAUACGCACUCUUGGAUUAACUCGCUUCACCUUCAAUUGGGAAAGCUCCUGGAAACACCCUUUCAACCAGCUCAUGGAUCUAUUAUUCUACCGGACUAUCAGCAUGGCCCUUCAUUCUGGAGAAUACAACGACACAAUUUGGAUACCAGCCCUCUCAACACACGCAAUCAUCCAUACAAUACUUGAGAGCCCAGUUCAAUGA
Messenger RNA from Puccinia graminis f. sp. tritici CRL 75-36-700-3, 2079 nucleotides. RefSeq lists its product as uncharacterized. The transcript has 8 exons. The record is from RefSeq and is a predicted model, not a curated record. NCBI's taxonomy places the organism in Eukaryota, Fungi, Basidiomycota, Pucciniomycetes, Pucciniales, Pucciniaceae. Bases 1 to 2079 code for a protein of 692 amino acids.